Molecule: messenger RNA, 2704 nt
Organism: Notolabrus celidotus (New Zealand spotty)
Lineage: Eukaryota; Metazoa; Chordata; Actinopteri; Labriformes; Labridae
Gene: gpr139
Product: G protein-coupled receptor 139
Exons: 3
Coding region: 814-1953 (379 amino acids)
Biological process (GO): G protein-coupled receptor signaling pathway
Cellular component (GO): membrane
Molecular function (GO): G protein-coupled receptor activity
Source: RefSeq, a predicted model, not a curated record
CUGGUAGCAUUAGCUAAUGAUGUAACAAAGCACAGAAGGAGCCAUGAUGAAGAGCAACACAUCAUUUGUGCUAAAGUAAAAGGAGUGUGUUGCGUUUAAUCAGCUUCUAUAAUGUUAACAGUCCUCUGUUAUAACAUUGUAAUAUUUACCAAUCCGUCACUGUAUUCAGGGCGGGUCGCUACAGCUGACCAUCAUGGCUCCGAGUAACGGUCCAUCACAUCAACAACAAUGGAAACAACAACAUGAUGCUCGGAGAAUGUUACCCCUAUUUUCUCCCUCUAAGCAUCCCUCCACUGUCCCUCAUCCUCCUCCUCUCCACUCUCAGUCUCCUGUAUCUCUCCCUCACUUUCUGCUUUGGAGCGCUUGCCCUUGCUCUUAUUCUGCCUUCCUUCAUUCCCUCCCUCCUCCCUCUCUCCUCCUCCUCCUCCUUUAGCUGCGCUCUCGACUAGCUUUCAUUCCCCCUCACUCACACACUCAGGCAGCAUCCUCCCCAUCCUCUCCACUUCUACCUUCACACUCACCUCUUUGCGCCUCCCUCUCGCUGCUCCUCUUGCCUUUUUCCUUUUUUUUUUCCAUCACCUACUAACACAUAUCAUCCUUGGCAUCUCUCCCCUGCCUGUUUCUCCCUCUUCUCUCUCCUCCAUCUCUUUCAUUUCUCUCUCUUUUCUCACACAUUCAACCUUGCUGUCUCACGCGUUCCACACACACUCAUGCUGAUUGGCACCCAAGGACAGAGCCCCCUCUCUCCCAAACCGGCAACCGGGUGCUUUGCUUGCGGGUUUCUUGACUCUGAGCUCAGCUGAGGAAGAGGCCAUGGAGCACAGCCACAUCUUCCCUGUUUUUUCCCCCAAUGGGAGCACCUGGAGCCCGGGGCAGCAUCCCUCUGAAGUUACCCAGGGAUGCCCCCUUGGACCACUGCCUGUCAUCUACUACAGUGUCCUGCUCUGUCUUGGCCUGCCUGCUAACAUCCUGACGGUGGUCAUCUUGUCCCAGCUGGUGCUGCGUCGUCAGAAGUCCUCUUACAACUAUCUCCUCGCCCUGGCAGCUGCGGACAUCCUGGUCCUGCUACUCAUUGUUUUUGUUGACUUCAUAUUGGAGGAUUUUAUACUAGCUGCGCCGCUGCCUCCUUCACUAAACAAUGCAGUGCAGGUUCUGGAGUUCUCAUCCAUCCAUACCUCCAUCUGGAUCACAGUGCCUCUCACUAUUGACCGCUACAUCGCCGUGUGUCACCCGCUGCGCUACCACACAGUCUCCUACCCGGCCCGUACAAGAAAGGUGAUAUUUGCUGUCUACAUUGGGUGCUUGAUCUCUGCUGCUCCUUAUUACUGGUGGCCUGAGCUGUGGCACAGCCUGCCUGGGAUGGGUGGUGGAGAAGGAGAAGGAGAAGGAGGAGAGGGCAACAGGAGAACCGUAGCCCAGCAUGUCCUCGUAUGGGCCCACUGCACCACUGUCUACCUCCUCCCCUGCACUGUCUUCUUUUCCCUCAAUGCUGUCAUCGUUCGGAAGCUGCGCAGACGCCGCAGCUGCUUCCGUCUGCGCGGCUACUCCACUGGCAAGACCACCGCCAUCCUCCUUGCCAUUACCUCCAUUUUUGCUGUUCUGUGGGCUCCACGCACCCUCAUGAUCCUCUACCACUUCUACUCCGCUCCCCCUGCCUCCCAAGGUGCUGGCCGACUGCUCCAUAUGCUCACCGAUCUGGCUAACAUGCUAGCAUUGCUCAACACUGGAGUCAACUUCUUCCUCUACUGCUUCAUCAGCAAGCGUUUCCGGGGGAUGGCGGCCAAUGUGCUGCGAGCUCUGGUCCACUGUCGGAAGCAACCGCCGCCAUUCUAUGCCAGCCACAACUUCUCCAUCACAAGCAGCCCUUGGAUCUCACCAGCCAACUCCCACUGCAUCAAGAUGUUGGUGUACCAGUACGACAAAAACGGGAAGCCAAUCUGCAUUUCCUCUUGAGCUUUCAGACACCAGCAGCCUCCACCUACAGUGGUUUGCGAACAUAUUCAGGCUUUGUCUCCUUGGUGACCAGCUUACCCACAUGGGACUCUUUGAGGCUUGAAAAUGUCAACAUGCCUGAAGAGCACAGAGGCAGUUUAGCUAGCUUUGAGUGAUAACACAGUGGCAGGCUAGCAAGGUUGGAAAGGAAACAGUGGGUAUUCACAAAGCUGAGGCAAGCUUCAGAGAAAGGUUGAUUGUUUCCUCCAGCAAAAAAAUAAAAAUAAAGCUACUGUAAGAGACUGACUGAUAAAGGGAUCUCACCACCAUCUAUCACUGACUUUUAUGAGCCAAUGUUUGUAUCAGUGAUAAACUGACGACUAGAUGAGUCCUUGGUGAAGCAUCAAACGCCUGCUGACAGUGAUUUCUUUAUGACUGCUUGCUGUUGCACAACAGUGACGAGCUUUGAACAGCUGGGUCGUCUCUCCAUUGGGAGUCAUUUCCAGAAAUCAAGCAGAGAUUCAGUCAGAGUCCGGGCACUAAACGAUCCACCUCGAAGGGGUGAUUCACUCAGGCAGAGCCAUCAGCGGCAUGUCCAUUGUCCACGGUUAUGACUGUCUCUCAAGCACUUCAAAACAGCGCUGUCAUCUCCUGUUUAAUAUGCAGAGGAGUCUCAAAGGCAUGCUAAUUUGGGCUUUUAUGAAAUAAAUAGCCCUCCCUGACUUCCCUCAUCUUGACAAGUCACCUUUAAGUCGACGCUCGCUAUGGAAGU